Molecule: messenger RNA, 1465 nt
Organism: Schistosoma haematobium
Lineage: Eukaryota; Metazoa; Platyhelminthes; Trematoda; Strigeidida; Schistosomatidae
Product: Laminin subunit gamma-1
Exons: 2
Coding region: 182-676 (164 amino acids)
Source: RefSeq, a predicted model, not a curated record
CAGAGUCAGACAAGGCUGUCUACUCUCUCCCUUCCUCUUUCUUCUGGUGGUCGACUGGAUUAUGAAGACCUCGAUAGCUGAGGGAAAACACGACACACAGUGGACAGCCCAGAAUCAAUUAGACGAUUUGGACUUCGCAGAUGUCCUAGCCCUGCUAUCUCAUACAUAGGAACAAGUGCAGAUGAAGACAACUAGUGUAGCAACAGUCUCUGCAUCAAUGAGCAUCAACAUACACAACAGAAAAAUCAAUAUCUCCAAAUACAACACGGAAAAUACUAACCCAAUCACACUUGAUGGAGAAACUCUGGAAGAUGUAGAAUCCUUCACAUAUCUGGGGAGCAUCAUCGAUGAACAAGGAGGUUCAGAUACAGACGUAAAGGUGAGGAUCGGUGAAGCAAGGGCUGCACUCCUACAAAUGAAAAACAUAUGGCACUCAAAACAAUUCUCAACCAAUAUCAAAGUCACAAUCUUCAAUGCGAACGUCAAGGCAGUUCUACCGUACGGAGCUGAAACUUGGAGAACUACAACAACCACCAUCAAGAAGGUACAAGUAUUUAUAAAUGGUUGUCUUCGCAAGAUACGCAAUAUCCAUUGGCCGGAUACAAUCAGUAACAGCGUACUGUGGGAGGGAACAAACCAGCUUCCAGCCGAAGAGGAAAUUAGGAAAAGUCGAUAGAAAUGGAUAAGACAUACAUUACGGAAACCACCAAACUACAUCACGAAGCAAGCGCUAACUUUGAAUUCUGAAGGGAAGCGGAAAAGAGGAAUUCCAAAGAACACAUUACGUUGGGAAAUAGAAGCAGACAUGAAAAGGAUGAAUAGGAACUGGAAGGAGCUAGAAAGGAUUGCCCAGGACAGGGUUGGAUGGAGACUGCUGGUGAGCGGCCUAUGCUCCUUCACGAGGAGUAACAGGCGUAAGUAAGAAGAAGCGAUGGAAGUGGACAGGAUAUGCAUUGAGGAGGGCACCCAACUGCGUCACAUGGCAAGCGCGCAUUUGGAAUUCUCAAGUUCAAAGGAGGAGAAGAUGAUGACCAAAGAACACAUUACGCCCAGAAAUGGAGAAGGACAAGAGAAAAUUGAACAAUAAUUGAAUAGAAAUAGAAAUGAAGGCCCAGGAUAGAGUGGGUUGGAGAAUGCUGUUCGGUGGCCUAUACUCUAUUGGGACUAACACGUGUAAGUAAGUAAAUAAGCAAGAUAUAUAUUUUUAGAAAAAAUAUGACUAUUAAAAACAAACGAGUAAGAAUUUUGAUUAUCGUUUUAUUAUAAAACGGUUGAUGAAUUAAAAUGUAAACAUGAUUGACAGACAGUAAAUGAAGAUCUAAACAAGUAUAUCUAAAAAAAGCAAAGAAUAAUUAAGACGAGAUAAGAAUUGAAAUAAGCGAAUACGAUUAGGUAAGAUUAACUUACUAUCAUAGUAAAUCAGUCAUUAAUUGCCCUGAUCAUUUCUUAUCUAAUGAAGUAUUUA